Rotaria sordida is the source of this 1915-nucleotide messenger RNA. The record is from the annotation of a GenBank genome assembly. NCBI's taxonomy places the organism in Eukaryota, Metazoa, Rotifera, Eurotatoria, Philodinida, Philodinidae.
AAACCUUUAGAGUUUCGUAUUAAACUCUACGAAAUCAUGAGGGUUUAGUACAAAAUCAUGAGAGUUUAGUACGAAACUAUUAGGGUUUAAUAUGAAACUCUAAAGGUUUCGUAUUUUCCUACGAAACCUUUUUCUGCUGUACGGAACUUAAAAAAAGGUUUCGCAGCAAAAGGUUCUUAUCCUCGGUACACGGUAAGAACCUUUAAAGGUUUCGUAGAUUUUUUUAUCCUUUUUUUGAGACUUUGGACAUCUUUGGACGCUUUUAGACAUCUCCGGAACCUUUUUUGGGGGUUCGGUAAAAAACCGAUUUUUUUUAGAGUGUAGAUUCGCGUGGAAUCCUCUCCACUUUUUUCAGUUUCGCCUGUAUCUAAGCCUUCUCGUGAUCUUACUCAGAGUACAUCACGGUUGUUCUUCGAACAGCUUCACAUAACUUAUCAAAAGCCUUAUAAAAUUUCACCGACAUUCUCUAUGCAAAUACUUAGGAGAUUCUUCGGCAGAUCUACAUUCAUCAUACAGAAAAUCAUGUGUCCUUAAGGUUUCCUAAAAAACAUAGGGAUUAGGUUUGAUAUUUUGUUGUUCAACGAUUCAAUAUUCUUCUCAGAAGAUACAGAUAGAAUCUUCUCUGAUGUUCAUAUAAAUGAUCAUUCUGCCAAAAAGAUUCUGAAUUCUUGCAAUUCUGAAAAAAAUCCUCAGAUCCUUAUGUUUUUCUAUCAAAAACUUACAUGAAAUUGGUAUUACUCUUUCUUGGAGAACCUCCUUACAACAAUCUCCAGAUGUUAUUUUUAUGAUCAAAAAGAUCUUGGCAAGAACUGGAAGUAACAUAGAUGUAAGAAUCGUUACCAAAUCCUUUUUUUCUCAUAAGAAACUAGGAAAAGACUUCUGAAUUUUUCUCUGCGAAACGAGCAUUCUCAAAGAUGAAUGUCAUAUUUCUAGCGCUUGCUCUCACGAGAGACGGAAUCUCUUCGACAACGACGAUUUCUUUUCUUUUUCGUUCAUUGUAGUAAUUCCCAAUAUUCCAGUCGAUGCUUGUUGGAAACAGAAUGGAGUGACUGUUACUGGAGGUCAUGAAGAAGGCAAUGCCACCAAUCAACUCUGGGGCCCUCAUGGUCUCUUCGUUGAUGAUGAUCAAACGAUAGUCAUCGCUGACUGGGGCAAUCAUCGUAUCAUCCAAUGGAAGAUGGGUGACACGAAUGGACAAGUAGUAGCUGGUGGCAAUGGCCAAGGAAAUCGAUUGGAUCAAUUGAAUUAUCCGACCGAUGUGUUGAUCGACAAAGAGACGGAUAGUCUCAUUAUUUGUGAUCGAGGAAAUCAACAAGUCGUACGAUGGUCUCGUCGUAGUGGUACAACUCAAGGAGAAAUCCUCAUCGACAACAUCUCGUGUUGGGGAUCGGCCAUGGAUGAUCAGAGAUAUCUCUACAUCUCUGACACCGACGAACAUGAAGUAAGACGAUAUCAAAUAGGAGACAAGAAUGGAGCUAUCGUAGCUGGUGGUAAUGGCGAAGGUGAUGAUCUCAAUCAACUCAACACGCCGAGAUGCGUCUUUGUCAAUCAACAACAGACUGUCUACGUGUCAGACAAGGGCAAUCAUCGUGUAAUGAAAUGGAAUAAAGGUGCAAAAGAAGGAAUUGUCGUCGCUGGAGGUCAAGGCAAAGGGAAUGCUCUGACACAAUUGUCGCAUCCUCAAGGACUGUUCGUCGAUACAUUGGGUACCAUCUAUGUGACAGCCUCGUGGAAUCAUCGAGUGAUGCGUUGGCCUAAAGGAGCGAAACAGGGCACUAUCAUUGUGGGUGGAAAUGGUUACGGAGACGGAGCAAAUCAGUUCAACCAUCCCGACGGUUUGUCCUUCGAUCGACAUGGCAAUCUCUAUGUCGUCGAUUAUGGGAAUCAUCGUGUUCAACGCUUUUCAAUCGAAUAG